Molecule: messenger RNA, 150 nt
Organism: Entrophospora candida
Lineage: Eukaryota; Fungi; Glomeromycota; Glomeromycetes; Entrophosporales; Entrophosporaceae
Source: the annotation of a GenBank genome assembly
AUGGAUAAAUUUAAGGAGAAAGUAGCUGCUCUUAAAGUUGAACGUGAUGACGCUGUAGCUCGUCUUGAAGCAUUAAAGGAAGAGUUAAAGACUGCACAAGAGGAACUUGCUUCUAAAGAAGAGGAAAAUAGUACUCUUACAAAGAAAUAA